GAGCGUUCAAAGCGUCCGGUCGCAACAUGGAGGCGGCAACGUCCGAUGUGCGGGUGGAAGGCGCCAUACACCCUGGCAAGUCGUCCAGUCCCAUGAGGCGGCUUCAUGAACGAAAGCUGCUGCAGCACCAUGUUCGCCAGCAGCAACAAAUGGACGGCGUCCACCAACCCAACCAACUGUACAAAGCGUCGUCGGCCAAAACGCGUCACUCGAGCAAAGUCGCUCCUGUCUCGAGCCCGUCCUCCCUGCAUGUACACCCUGUCGACACUGGCGACGACAAUGGCGGUGGUGCCACCGCAGACGAGUGCAUGACCAGGACACAUGGAGAAAGUGUUGUUCAGGCCACGCUGUACAAGUGGGCCGCCGUGCUCGACUCAACCGACCGCAACGACACCCAAAGCGAAAACCAAGCGGACUCCCUGUACGAGCAGUUUGCCGAGACUGCGACCGAGUUGUGUUUGCAAACCAGAACUGCCAUCGCAUUAGACCUUGUCUCCGAGAUGAUGCACGCGAUGCUGCCAUCGUCGUCAGCGAUUGCAGACGCCGUACUGAACACGCUGUUCCAAGCCGUUUACAGCUCGUACGACCCCGACGCUGACUGGCGCGAUCGCUCUCUCCACGCAAACAGGUCGACAGCGCCACCCGUCGGUCUUUCCGCCGCGGCAGGUCCUCGAUCGCCCAACGCCAUGCCAUUGCCAACAUCUUCCAUGCCCGACGUUCCCUCUAGCCAUGUCUCUCCUUCGCACGCGUCCGAUGCUCCGCUCGACGUGCUGGAUCUGGCUGCCAUGGCGCAACGAUGGAACGAUCUAGUCAUGACUCGUCAUCCCAACUCGGAGAGUGUCGUGGCAUGCGUGGACAUGCUGCCUUCAGAUAUCCAGCAGGACUUGGCGCAAGUUCUAGCGUCGAGAUGGUUGCCCGAUGCACCGUCGAUCCGACGGCAGCGGCAAGACACAGCCAGCACGAUUCGAAACAACGAUGGAGACAGCGACGAUGACGCGUGGGGAAGCCAGGACGAAGUCGACGAAGUGCCGAGCCAUGUGCAGACGUCGUGGACGAGUGAAGGCGAGGCAGACCAAGUUGUUGAGGACGGCGGCGGCGCGGAUGGCAGCGACAUCGACGGGACGAGUGACGUGAUGGAAAUCCUCUUGGACGUGUACAGACUCCUCCUCAUCAACAACCCACGAGCCCAGCGACAGGCAAGGCAUCGACUGCAGUCGGUGCUACUUCCGCUGGUCGGACAGUUUGACAUGCGGGGGAGUGACCUGUCCGAGCUCACCGGGACCGGCGCCGACGACGUCUUACGCCGCCUCGUCGAGCAGCUCGUCGAGGACGACCCCAUCGCUCUCGUCGACGUGGGGCUCACGUAGGCGCGGCGAAGCCAUGCUGUGUGUGGCGCGGAGUGGUCAGGAACACAUAUUUAUUGACAAAGUGGCACGUAAUUUAUCCAGGGGUUUUGCCCACGUCAUGUGGACGCCAGCGCUAAGCGACUCGCUGGCGCUUCUUCUUGGACGCGUCGGUUGGGUGGGAAAUGCACCGACGGCACGUGCACGUAAACCCGUAGCGCGUGUGCAGCUCGUCUUGCCGGGUCUUGAACGGCGCGGUCGCGUCGAGAUACGAAAUGGUGAGCUCGUCGCCAGGGCCGAGCGGCCGCAGCGCAAACACAGUGAUCUGGGCUGUGUCGUCAGUGUACGCCAGCGCGCACGACGGGUCGCACGAAUGGUUG
Aphanomyces invadans is the source of this 1723-nucleotide messenger RNA. RefSeq lists its product as hypothetical. The record is from RefSeq and is a predicted model, not a curated record. Bases 27 to 1367 code for a protein of 446 amino acids. The transcript is spliced from 3 exons. Lineage: Eukaryota; Oomycota; Saprolegniomycetes; Saprolegniales; Verrucalvaceae.